GCUCCGUUAUACACAACUGUUAAUACCGCUGUCUGGGUGGUGCAGCCGAAUUGUUAAUUGUAAAAUUUGUUUAUUAAUAAAAUGUGAGUGUUUAUUAUUUUUAUGAAGGGAAAUAAAAGUGUUGAUUGUGAUCAGGUUGGAAACGCGAGGAUUGGAGAUGGAUGUGCAUACUAAUAAAGAACUUAUUAAAUGUUGAUUAACUGUAAACCCUUUGUGUAUAAAGUAUAUUUAUAAUGGAUCAUGUUGCUGUAUGUGUCCUAAUGGCCACAUUGGCCCAUGUAACAAAUCAACAUUAUACGAGCACUACUGAUGGUUACACUGUUAUUGAUAUGGAAGUACCCAGUAAACCGCUCAACAUUACAGUUCUCGGUGUAACUUCUACUAGCGUCUAUUUGAGCUGGUCUGAACCCUUACGUGCCAAUGGACCAAUCGACGGCUAUCGAAUUUACUUUAUGCACGCGAACUUAACAGGAGUGCAAACUCAUCGAAUACAUGGAGGAGGUUCUAAUAUACAAUAUAACUUAACUCAAUUAAAGCCGAAUACAGAGUACGACAUAUGGGUUAAAGCAUUUACGGCGAAAAAUGAAGGAGAACGAUCUGAUUCCAUCAUUAAUAAGACUGAUAUUAGUGGUCCUAGUCCGCCUAUAAUUUUAAAUUUAACAUGCCAAGCACAGGAUACAAUUUUUUUACACUGGCAAAGACCUCUAGAAUCUCCAAGUACCAUCGACUUUUAUCAUAUUUAUAUUUAUACUAUCGGUGCAUUAGUGUAUGACAAUAUUACUCUUCCUACUUCUAAGGAACAUUUGCAAACUUCGUAUUCCAUAAAAAAUCUGACAACGGACAUGUUAUACCAUGUACAAAUUAGCGCAGCCUCCUACAGCCAUUAUACUGAUAAGUUAAUUGAAGGACAACUAUCGGAACCAAAAGAGGUUCUGGUACAAUCAAAUUGUGAUAAAAUUCAACAAUACAUGAGGCACACAACUAACGAACUUAGUGCGGGCAUGAUCGCCGGAGUGGGUUGCGCCGCAUUUGCAUUUUUGCUGUCAAUACUAGCCUUCUUCAUUUGGAGAAAAUGUUUCCAUUCUACGUAUUACUACUUAGAUGAUUUACCUUGUUCGGUUCCGAGUACAUCAUUAGAUUGGAAUGUGGCCUCUGAUCCCUCUGGCGAUUAUAAGGGUGCAAUACCGGUCGAUAUGUUUGGAAAGCAUGUUGCCGAAUUACACGCCGAUGGGGACAUCGGCUUCAGUAAGGAGUAUGAAGCUAUUCAAUCCAAUCAUGAUGAGUAUUCUUCGGAGCAUUCUCAGCAUACAGAUAACCGUGCUAAGAAUAGAUAUUUAAACAUCAUUGCGUACGACCAUAGCAGAGUCCAGUUAUUACAAAUGCCAGGCCAGAAGAAAAAUAUCGAUUAUAUAAAUGCGAAUUAUAUAGACGGUUUUCAAUGGUCAAAGGCGUACAUAGGAACUCAAGGUCCUCUACCUUCGACGUUCGAUUGUUUCUGGAGAAUGGUUUGGGAGCAACGAGUCACUAUCAUUGUCAUGAUAACGAAUCUCGUGGAAAGGGGAAGGGGCACUGUUGCAUUUCCGUUCGUGCAGUGCGAUACAGGUCGUUACGAGAGGAAGUGUGAUAUGUAUUGGCCGAAAGAAGGUACAGAAACAUAUGGUGUUAUACAGGUUAAACUAGUCAAAGAAGAUAUAAUGGCAACAUACACUGUGCGGACGCUGCAAAUACGGCAUCUUAGGAUCAAAAAGAAGAAAGCAGCUAUGGCGGAAAAAUUAGUGUACCAGUAUCAUUACACAAAUUGGCCCGAUCAUGGUACACCCGAUCACCCUCUGCCCGUUUUGCAUUUCGUGAAGAAAUCUGCAUCGGCCAAUCCGCCGGACGGAGGUCCUAUAAUUGUGCAUUGCAGUGCCGGGGUAGGGAGAACAGGCACUUACAUUGUCUUAGAUGCAAUGUUAAAACAAAUUCGUAGUAGAAGCGAAGUAAAUAUAUUUGGAUUUUUACGGCACAUUAGGAGUCAACGAAACUUUUUAGUACAAACAGAGGAACAGUAUAUAUUUAUUCACGAUGCUCUGUUAGAAGCAAUUGAAUCAGGUGAAACGAAUAUUAAAAAAGAACAAAUCCCAAAAUAUGUGCAAAUUCUGCAAAGUAGUAAUGUUGAGGAAAAAACAGAACCAUGGAAGCCAUUAGAGUAUCAGUUUAAAUUAGUAACAAGUUUUCAAUGUAAGGAUUUUAAUGUAAUAUCUGCCAAUAAAGUGAUUAAUAAGCCAAAGAACCGAAGUGAAAUUGUUUCGGUGGAAAGCUCUCGAGUACAUUUAACCCCUAAACCUGGAGAAGACGGCUCCGAUUAUAUUAACGCCACAUGGAUUCAAGGCUAUAACAGUCUUAGAGAAUUCAUCAUAACGCAGCAUCCUAUGAAAGAAACCAUUAAAGACUUUUGGCAAAUGGUUUGGGAUCAUAAUGCACAAACUAUUGUAAUGCUUAGUAUAAUUGAUGAGGAAUUCGAAAUGUUUUGGCCUACCGAGCAAGAAAGCAUAGAUUCGGAUAACUAUAAAAUAAAAUUAUCGAGCGAACAAACAGAGGCGACGUACGUAACACGAGACUUCGUGAUGCAGUCUUUGCAAGACGAUUAUGAACUUCACGUACGUAUGGUGCAUUGGACCAAUUGGCCCCGACAGUGCGUCUAUAUUUCUGAAAUAUUUCAACUACCUAACGCUGUACAGGAAACUCAAUUGGGAUAUCAAAAUGGGCCGGUGGUCGUCGUUGACAGAUUUGGUAGUUCCGAUGCUGCAACAUACUGUUGCCUGACGACAUUAAAAAAACAACUCACGUACGAAAAUCAUGCAGAUAUUUAUAUGUAUUCAAAAUUGUAUCAUAAUAAACGACCGGGACUUUGGGUGUCUUGCGAUAACUACUUACGAUUGCAUUUAGCCCUGCAAGCACUUUGUACUAAGUCGGAAGAUACCCCGGAUCUUUACGCGAUGGCGAAUGGAGCGAUAAAUGGUUCUCUCUCGAAUGAAUAUCAUAGUGUGCCUCCUGAAGGUAUGGAGGCGAUGGGAACUGGGUUCACAGUUGCUUAAUUUUGCACAAACCUGGUGUGAAUAUGAGUGAUUGUAAAAGUUACUGUGUUCAUUGGCAUUUUUCAUCCGUGAUUAGAAACUAAAUUGUUGGCGUACGGUAGCUGAUUUGUUUAUUUAAUUUAUAUCGUUUAGUUUCUACUCGCUUUCACUGUAAUCAUCACUGGUAUCGUUGUAGCAUAAUUAUUGUUAGCCUCGUGUAAUGUACAUUUAUGUUGACCUCUUCCCCUUUUGGAGACAUUGGAACGUUAAAGUAACUCAGAAGCCAUAAUAGAACUUCAAUAAAACGAAUGCGCUAAAAGGCAAAGUACAAAUCUUAUUCUAUCAUCAGCGUAUCUUAACUUUUAUACCCAUCCAAUUCACUCUUACUAUUUACUUGAUUAACUAAAGAGGUUAUUUUCAUGCAUAUGUGUGACCACGCAAUUGUAUUUAAAGUGACCCAUGUUUUCUUUACAGCCAACUUGAUUACAGUCUUUACCAGUUAUAGUAAGUAACCCAAAAGACCAAAGGGAUGUGAGAGGUAAACCGGAAAAAAACUGUAAUCAAGUGAAUAUGGGACACACAGCAGAUCACUCAAUUUUCUAGUGUUGGGCCAAAUAGAAAUUGUAUGUAUUUCUUUAAUUUUAAAUCGAAACUAAAUCCAUCGGAGUAAUUGUACAAUCGAUUUAAAAUGAAGGAAUAAAUAAUACUAAGUGCUCUCUGUAUUCGAUGUUGUCUAUAAUUAGUGUAAUUUCAACUAUUUAAGAUAAUUGACAAGAAAUUCUAUUCUUUAUCCUUGCAUACAAAUGGAGUAAUAGAUGUAUUUAAUUGUACAAAUACAUGUCAAAAUCUGAAUAAAAUAAAAGAAUCAAUAUGU
This is a messenger RNA of Photinus pyralis (common eastern firefly), 3930 nucleotides long. RefSeq names its product tyrosine-protein phosphatase 99A-like. The record is from RefSeq and is a predicted model, not a curated record. Gene Ontology annotation, biological process: protein dephosphorylation. NCBI's taxonomy places the organism in Eukaryota, Metazoa, Arthropoda, Insecta, Coleoptera, Lampyridae. Gene Ontology annotation, molecular function: protein tyrosine phosphatase activity; protein binding. Bases 234 to 3077 code for a protein of 947 amino acids. The transcript is spliced from 13 exons.